UGCCUCAUUCACCCUGCCAACUUCCCAAUUCCCCAGAGCGAGCAUGGUAUUUUAGAGGCAGAUUCUAGAAACAAGUUGUCUCUAGCUGUAUCUACAGAGAAAUCUGGAACUGAAAAGAGUAAUUCUGUACCCAAGCCAAAAAAAGGCCUGAAAGGUUUUUUUAGCAGUAUUCGUCGUCACCGGAAAAGCAAGGUCUCUGGCACUGAGGCAAAAUGAACCAAGAGCUAAGAAGUCUGAGGGAGCCAGAGUCCAGGACUCCAUGAAGAUAUUACCUCAGCCUUUUUGCCCAAAGCAGAUGAGACUCACCAACUUCAAAAAAGAAAUACUAAGCCCCCAAAUGUCUCUGGAUCAAAAAUUUCUUUAGCAACAGAGCCUUCUUCAGCAGCCUCUGAGAAGGUGGUCUGUAAAGAUUCAGAAAAAUCUCUGGAGAAUUGUGUCUCAGCAUCUCAGCAAUCCAAGCCUGUCCUUAAAUCCAGUGGCCCAGAGGAACUACAUAGCCCAGAAACUGGGGAGAAUGUGGGGGCAGGAGAGGAAAAUUAUCCAAGUAGCCCUGUGAGGGACCAGCUGAGCCUAUUAUUUGGGGAUGUAACAUCCCUCAAAAGCUUUGACUCACUGACUGGUUGUGGUGACAUCAUAGCAGAACAGGACAUGGACAGUAUGACAGACAGCAUGGCUUCUGGAGGCCAGAGAGCCAAUCGAGAUGGGACCAAACGAAGUUCUUGUUUGGUGACUUACCAAGGAGGUGGGGAGGAGAUGGCCUUACCAGAUGAUGAGGAAGAAGAAGAGGAGGAGAUCGAAUUAGAAGAAGAGGAGGAAGAAGAGGAGGAGGCCAAAGAGGAAGAAGAUAAUGACUUAGCAUAUCUGUGGACAAAUGCCCUGAUAUACCCAAGACCCCAUUUGAAUCUGGGCUACCACUCUACUACAUUCUCGGGCCACCAUCAUGGCUAUAUGCUUCUUGACCCAGGUCAGUCUUGUCCUCUCUUAGCUGUUGGGAACCUUUUGACUCCUCAGAGUGACCAGCAAGAAUCUGCCCCCAACAGUGAUGAGGGUUAUUAUGAUUCCACUACACCUGGAUUUGAAGAUGAUUCUGGUGAGACCCUAGGACUUAUCCACAAGGAUUGUUUGCCCAGAGAUAGCUACAGUGGAGAUGCCCUCUAUGAAUUCUAUGAGCCAGAUGACAGUCUUGAGAACUCUCCACCUCGAGAUGACUGUUUUUAUGACCUUCAUGGUCGCAACUCUGAGAUAUUUGAUUCCUUCUGGAAUUUUGAGCCAUUUUCUUCAUCUAGGCCACCUGGAGCAAUGGAGACAGAGGAAGAACGGCUAGUGACUAUACAGAAACAGUUAUUAUAUUGGGAGCUUAGGCGAGAACAGCUUGAGGCCCAGCAGGCUUUGGAAGCACGUGUCAGAGAGGCUCACACCAAUGAGGCCUAUACCCAAGAAAUUCAUGCCAGGGACACCCAUUCUCAAGGAAUUCAUACCCAAGAUGCUCAUGUCAGAAAGGCCCAAGUUGUAAGAACUUAUUCCAGGGAAGUUUGUGCCAGAAAGACCUGUGUUCAAGAAAUCUGUGCUAGGGAGGUCCCUGUUCAAGAGGCUCAAGUUCGAGAGAUCCAAGCCCAGCAGGGUAAACCCAUCAUGGAGUAUCAGAUGAGGCCUGUAAAUUCAUCUGUAGUAAGCCAGAUGGCAGGAGCAUCAGACACUUCUCAUAUUACUCCCCGGGGAACCACCUCAGCUUUCCCUUCCACUGGGAGCAGUGAGCCAGACUGGAGGGAUUUACGUCCUCUGGAGAAGCGUUAUGAGGGAAACUGCUCUAAGAAAGAUCAAAGUACCUGCCUGAUGCAGCUUUUCCAGAGUGAUUCCAUGUUUGAGCCAGAUAUGCAAGAGGCAAAUUUUGUAGGCUCCCCUAGGAAGGCCUACCCUACUUAUUCACCCCCUGAAGAUCCCGAGGAAGAGGAGGUGGAGAGGGAAGGGAAUGCCACUGUGAGUUUCUCACAGGCCCUUGUCAAAUUCACUAGCAAUGGCAACAUCUUCUCUAGCAUGUCCUACAGCUCUGACUCUGAAUCAUCCUUCACUCAAAACCUUCCUGAGCUCCCUCCCAUGGUAACUUUUGACAUUGCUGAUGUAGAACGAGAUGGGGAAGGCAAGUGUGAGGAGAAUCCUGAAUUCCAUAAUGAAGAAGACCUUGCAGCUUCUUUGGAAGCUUUUGAGCUAGGGUAUUACCAGAAACAUUCCUUCAACAACCACCAUAGCCAAUUCUUCCAAGGUCUACCUUGGGGUAUAAACAGUCUCCCUCGAUACUUGGGGCUACCUGGUUUGCAGCCUCGACCUCCACCUGCUGUCAUGGCUCUCAACAGGAGGAGCCGCUCCCUUGACACUGCGGAGACCCUUUCCAAUCCCCACUUGACUCAGGGUCACAUAGAAUCUGAUGAGAUGCAUGCUCAGCAAGAAGAAUUAGAUGAAGAGGAGGAAGAAUGUGGUCGAGAUAGUCCCCUGUCCCUCUAUACGGAACCCCCAGGGGUCUAUGACUGGCCUAUCUGGGUUCCCUGUCCUCUCCCAGUGGGGUCAGGCUCUGCCUGGAUAAAUCCCAGCCAGUUUGAUGGGCUUUCCACCCAGUCUCCACAUAAGCAGGCUGUCUGUUGUGUCCCUCCUAUGACUCUGUCACUGUUGCUGUCGGCAUCAGUGCCAGAGCCAGAAGCACUUGGAAAAUCUGGACCUCAGCUUGCUCGUCCUUCCCACCUACCACUGUCCAUGGGCCCUUGUUUUAACCUCCAGUCACAGGCCUUCCAGAGUGAAAGUGCCAGGCCUCGAGAUGUAUUGUUGCCUGUUGAUGAUUCCAGUUGUUCAUCUAGUGCUGAAGGCUUCAACUGCAGCCUUCUUCCCCAGUCUAAGCCCUUGAGCACCACACAUGGCAUGCCUCAGCUACCCAGGGUCCAGCCUAAGGCCCUGCUGCCUCAUUCCAUUUGCUAUAGGUCUUCCAGCCUUAACCUGUCAAAGGAGAGGGCUGAUCAAGGUGCUUCUCUCCCUAUCACCUACUACUCCUCUACUUCUAUGAAUGGUAACCUGUCUGAAUAGGCCUCAGUAGGUCUGGAAUGGAGGCAUAGGGCCUGAGCAUGUGAAUGGGAACCCAGGAUUGGGAAGAGGGGUGGGGGGGUUUACUGUUAAACUUGAAAAUAUUUUUGGCCAAGGAAAACUUCUGUAAGUUUUUGUUUUUGCUUUCCUAUAUCCCACUUCUGGCACCUAUGGCCAUAUUCAAAUCAAGUAUAUUUGCCCUGACAAGUUUCUGUGUUUUGGUUUUUGCUUCUGGGGUUUCUUUUUAUAAUCCAUGCAGGGUUUGGGAUGCUAUAAUUCUAUUACAUUUGCUAAGUUUGUGUGUGU
Messenger RNA from Erinaceus europaeus (western European hedgehog), 3372 nucleotides. RefSeq names its product APC membrane recruitment protein 1 (gene AMER1). Gene Ontology annotation, biological process: regulation of canonical Wnt signaling pathway. Gene Ontology annotation, cellular component: plasma membrane. The record is from RefSeq and is a predicted model, not a curated record. Lineage: Eukaryota; Metazoa; Chordata; Mammalia; Eulipotyphla; Erinaceidae. Gene Ontology annotation, molecular function: phosphatidylinositol-4,5-bisphosphate binding; beta-catenin binding.